AUGGGGCGUGUUAUCCAUUUCAAAUCUCAUACUAGACUUCGUAAAGGUGCCGCUAAGUUAAGAUCAUUAGAUUAUGCUGAACAUAAUAGAUUUAGCAAUAUCGUUGAAAAUGAAAUAGGGAUUUUUUUGCAGGCAGCUUUAACAACAGUUGGCAACAUAUUACCAUUAAAUGCGAUGCUGGAAGAACAUCAGGAAAUUAUGCAACAAUUAUUGGUCAUAACCAUGACGAAGGCAAAGUUGCCAUCAGGAGCAAAAAAAGUAGUGAGUUCAUCUGCUCGCGGAACUGUUGGCAUUGUGGACGUGUUGACAAAACUAUGCUUAAAGCAGGCCGUGCCUAUCAUAGAUAUAGAGUUAAAAGAAAUAGUUGGCCUAAACUCGUGGUGUUGCUAUGAAUCUCGUAGAUCAUCCUCAUGGUGA
Entrophospora candida is the source of this 417-nucleotide messenger RNA. The record is from the annotation of a GenBank genome assembly. NCBI's taxonomy places the organism in Eukaryota, Fungi, Glomeromycota, Glomeromycetes, Entrophosporales, Entrophosporaceae.